This is a messenger RNA of Polypterus senegalus (gray bichir), 7745 nucleotides long. Its product is annotated as lipoxygenase homology domain-containing protein 1-like. The record is from RefSeq and is a predicted model, not a curated record. Gene Ontology annotation, molecular function: protein binding. Bases 198 to 7388 code for a protein of 2396 amino acids. The transcript has 46 exons. Lineage: Eukaryota; Metazoa; Chordata; Cladistia; Polypteriformes; Polypteridae.
ACACUGUACCUCGUAUUCGUCCUACCACUGGUUUUCAAUUCAGAGAUGUCUCUCCUCCUCGGGGUAAACCAACUUGGAAUGAUCCUCGUGUCAAAACAGAAGCUUGGACAAAUUCUUUACGCCGACAUCGAGUAACUCUGAACAGUAGGUCAGUGGAGUCAGCCGUAAGCAGGAGAGCACCCUUUGCAGCUCGAACCAUGAGUGCCAACCUUAGUGGGAAGCGGAAUAAGAUUGGACAAAUGACUUUCCCACAGUACAACUCCCUCAGUGACCCUCAUCUCUUUGACUUCUAUACCCGCAAGUAUGGUUUUCAGGCAGCAUGCCACUCUCAUUCAUCGAGACCAAAAAGUGCACCCAUCCAUAGAUCUCUGAGCUCAAGAGCUAGCAGUCUGCAGGCAAGAUCAUCAGUCGAGGAUAAAGUCUUGUAUAACGUCACAGUAAAAACAGGAGACCGAAAAAAUGCAAGCACUGAUGCAAAGGUGUUUCUUCAGAUGAAAGGCUCAAAAGGAAAGUUCAACAAACAGCGCCUUUUUAAAGGUUCAGGAUCCACCAAAUCAGGAGAACUUAGUAGUUUUCAGUUCAGCAGAGGUUCCAGUCACACAUUCAGACUUUAUGGACCUGAAAUUGGAGACAUCAAAAACAUCGUUUUGGAGCAUGAUGGACUUGAGAAACAGCAGGCAUGGUAUGUGGAAGAAGUAUCAGUCACCAACACUGCGAGGGAUAAGACCUGGAGCUUCCCAUGCCAAAACUGGCUUUCCCUGUUCCAUAAUGACUGCCAGCUCGGUCGUAUGCUCAGCCCUGCAGGAUGCAAGACUCUUGGUGGUCCAGGCAAAAAUUUCCCCAAAACAACAGUUUAUGAGGUGGUCACUGUAACAGGAGAUGUCCGUGGAGCAGGAACAGAUGCCAAUGUUUUUGUUACUCUCUUUGGGGAAUUUGGAAUCACCCCUAAAGUGCACCUUGCCAGCAAGAGCAGAACUGCUUUUGAAAAGAAUAAAACGGAUGUGUUCAGAAUCAAAACCAACAAUGUUGGACCAAUUAAGAAGAUAAGGAUCGAACAUGACAACACAGGUCUCAAUGCCAGCUGGUUUCUUGACAGAGUGGUGGUCACAGACAUGAACAGACCCCACCUUCGUUUCUAUUUUCCAUGUAACAACUGGCUCAGCAAAGAAGAAGGAGAUGGACUGUUUGUCCGAGAUCUCCUGGGCAGCCUUAACCCCAUGGAUGUACCAAAACCUAAUAAGUAUAUUGUGAGUGUAUUCACUGCAGAUGUUAAAGGAAGUGGGACAGAUGCCGAUGUUUUUCUUAAUAUAUUUGGAGAAAAUGGAGACACUGGUGAAAGAAGACUGGACAAUGAUAAAAAUAACUUUGAAAGAGGUGCAGAAGAUAAGUUUACAAUUGAGGCCCCCAACCUGGGACGCUUGAGAAAGAUUACCAUUGGCCAUAACAACAAGGGCUCUUCUGCUGGCUGGUUUCUUGAUAAGGUGAUUAUAGAUGAUUUGGGCAACAAAGCUGUGUAUGAAUUUCCUGUUAAUCGUUGGUUUGCAGUUGAUGAGGAUGAUGGCAAAAUCCAACGGGAUAUUUUAGUGGGGGGCAGCCAGGCCACAGGUAUUGUUUACAAUGUCUCUGUGGUGACUGGUAAUGUCAGAGGCGCUGGCACCAACUCCAAGGUUCAUAUUAUCCUGCAUGGAUCAAAGGGUUUGAAGAACAGCGGAAAGAUCUUCCUGGAGGGGGGGCAGUUUGAGCGAGGCCUGACAGACAUCUUCAAUGUGGAGAUUGCUGCGUUGCUCAGCCCCCUUAGUCGAGUCACCAUUGGGCAUGACAACUGUGGAGUUAGCUCUGGCUGGUACUGUGAAAAGGUGGUGGUAUACUGUCCAUUCACUGGUAUUGAACAAACGUUCCCUUGUGACAAGUGGUUGGAUGAAGAUGAAGGGGAUGGCCUAAUUGAAAGAGAGCUUUAUGAAAUGGUGUCACUGCGACAAAAGAGGCAGAAAAAGCAUCCCUGGUCACUGUGGAUCUGGACUAGUGAUAUCAAGAAUGCUGGGACAGAUGCCAACAUCUUACUUCAGAUUUAUGGAGAUAAGGGAAAAUCAGAUGAAAUGAGAUUGGAUAACAACUCGGACAACUUUGAAACUGGACAAACUGACAAAUUUACAGUCGAAUUACCUGAUCUUGGGAAUUUAUUCAAGCUGCGCAUUUGGCAUGAAAAAAGACAUCCAUUUGCUGGAUGGCAUUUAAAUAAAAUUACAUUGGUGAAGACCUUGACUAAGGAGAAGUACAACUUUUUCUGUGGCCGCUGGUUGGACAUUAAUGAAGAUGAUAAUGAGAUUCUUAGGGAGCUGCCUGCUCAAGGAGACCUCGUCAAGCAACCACUUAGCAUUGUCAAAUACAGGGUAACCAUCUGCACUGGAAAUAAGAAUGGAAGUGGCACAGAUGCCAAUGUGUUCAUUUGUCUCAUUGGAGAUAUGGGUGACACAGGGGAACGUGUUUUGUAUGCCAGCAAAAAUAAUGUCAACAAGUUUGAAAAGGGAAAUGCAGAUGAAUUCUUGAUUGAGGCAGUAUCCCUCAAGCAGGUGAGACGAGUAAGGAUCGGGCAUGAUGGACGAGGAGGAGGCUGUGGAUGGUUCCUUGAUAAAGUAGUGGUGAGAGAGGAAGGGCAGCCUGAAACACAAGCCAUUGAAUUUCCUUGUUACAGAUGGCUUGACAGGAAUGAAGAUGAUGGUCAGAUUGUACGAGAAUUAGUGCCAUCUGGAGAUGCUCAGAUGCUUAAAAAUAUCAGUUACCACAUCUUGGUGAAGACUGGUAAUAUCAGAGGGGCCAGUUCAGAUUCCAAGGUGUUUGUCAAACUGUACGGUGAGAAUGGAGACACAAGUAAGCAGUUUCUCGUGGUCUCUGAUAAUGACCUGCGCAAUUACUUUGAAAGAGGACGAGUGGAUGCAUUUACUAUUGAGACCCUAGAUAUUGGAAAGAUUAAUCGUAUGCUCAUUGGGCACACUAAUGAAGGCCUGCGUGCUGGUUGGUUUCUGGACAGUGUUCAGAUCAAGGUGCCUGUUCAUGGAAAGCAGUAUAUGUUUCCUUGUCAUCGCUGGCUUUGUAAAGAUGAGGCAGAUGGGAAAGUAGAAGUGGAAAUCUACCCCAGCGAAAUUUUAGACAUUGAAAAAUUGACCAACUAUGAGGUGACAGUCAUCACAGGCAACAUCCGUUCAGCAGGCACUGAUGCCAAUGUGUUCAUUCAGAUUUAUGGAGAAAAUGGAAAAACAGAGCUGAUCAACUUGAGAAGCAGAUCUGACAAUUUUGAAAGAGGGUCAAUGGAUGUGUUCAAGAUUGAAGCAGCCGAUGUUGGCAAAGUCUUUAAACUCCGUAUUGGCCAUAAUGGUAGAGGAGUUGGAGAUGGAUGGUACCUGGAUACUGUCAUCAUCAAACGCCUCACAGUGUCUGCUGUGCCACAAGAGGACAAGAAAAAGAAGAAAAAGAAAAAGAAAUCUGUGGACGAGGAGGAGGAGAUGGCCCAGCAAGAAGAAGUGUUAGAAAGCUAUACCUUCAUUGGGAAACGAUGGCUUGCCAAGGAUGAAGGAGAUGGAGAAAUUGUAGUUGAGCUUCUGCCAGAAGAAACUCAGGAUCUAGAAGAAAACGCAUACGAAGUUCACGUUUUCACUGGAACAGUGUUGGGUGCUGGAACAGAUGCAAAUGUCUUCAUCAAUGUUUAUGGAGAAAACGGAGACACUGGAGAACGUCAUUUGAAGAAGUCAAAUAAACUCAAUAAGUUUGAAAAGGGACAGGAAGAUAUAUUUUCAAUUACUGCUAUUGAUUUAGGGAAGCUAAAGAAGUUGCGAAUUCGCCAUGACAAUGCCCAGGGGAAUGCUGCCUGGUUUCUGGACAGGGUGGAGAUCUUGGACAGCAAAGAUGACACAACGUACUUUUUCCCUUGCGAACGGUGGUUAGCCAUAGAUGAAGAUGAUGGUCAAAUUGCCCGGGAGCUUGUUCCUGUUGAUGAGGCUUUUCUCAAGAAGAACUCUGAGAGUGAUAAGCAGUCUCAGGCUACUCUUGGGUUGGAGCAGAAAGCUCAGUCUACUACUUACACCCUAAAGGUAAAAACUGGAGAUAAAAAACAUGCUGGGACAGAUGCCAAUGUUUUUGCAGUUCUUUAUGGAGAAAAGGAUGACACAGGUGUUAUCAACCUCAAAGCUUCUAAGACACACAAGAACAAGUUUGAACGAGGCCAAAUUGACGAGUUUACUGUGGAGGCUGUUGAUAUUGGAUCACUGAAAAAAAUUCGUAUCGGCCAUGACAACAAAGGUGGCUCUCCUGGUUGGUUCCUGGACUGGGUAGAUAUUGAUGCUCCUUCUCUGGGGCAAAGGUUACGUUUCCCCUGUGGCCGUUGGUUGGACAAAACGGAAGAUGAUGGAGCUAUAAUAAGAGACCUCUUUCCUGCUGAACUUCAGACUGAGGAGUAUACUCCAUUUGUGCCUUAUGAAAUAACUGUAUACACCAGUGAUAUUUACAAUGCUGGGACAGAUUCAGAUGUUUUUGUUGUGCUGUAUGGAAGAGACAGCAUCUGCACUCACCAGAAAUCUUUGUGUGUUAACAAAAGGGAAAGACGGAUGUACUUUGAGCGUGGUGCAGUAGACAAGUUUAUUGUGGAGCUUGAAGAUGUUGGUGAUGUCAUUGAAAAGAUAAGAAUCGGACACAAUGGGAAAGGAAUAAACUCUGGCUGGCAUUUAGACAGAGUAGAGAUUAGGAGGCUCCUGCCAAAAGGAAAAGGAUCUGAAACUGUUAUAUUUCCCUGUGAGCGUUGGCUAGCCAAAUCAGAAGAUGACGGGCAAACAGUGAGGGAACUUGUGCCAUCAGAAAUCAUCCAGGAGAAACUCAUGAGAGAUGGUAGUUUGAAACGAACAGAGAGCAUCGUAGAAGACGCACUGGAAACUCAUACUUACAAAGUGUCCGUGUACACGGGGGAUGUCUAUGGAGCGGGAACUGAUGCCAAUGUAUUCCUUAUCAUCUUUGGAGAUCUAGGAGACACAGGAGAGAGAAAGCUCAGCAAGUCUGAGACAAACACAAAUAAGUUUGAGCGUGGCCAGGUUGAUAAAUUCACAAUUGAAGCUGUGGAUCUUGGUCAAGUUUUCAAGAUAAAGAUCCGUCACGAUAACACCAUGAUGAAUGCUGACUGGUACUUAGAGAAAGUGGAGAUCCUAGAUGUCGACACAGAAGAGACAUAUUUAUUCCAGUGUGAGAGAUGGCUUUCCAAAAACAAGGAGGAUAAGAAGAUAGAAAGAACAUUUUAUGUUAAGGGAUAUGAUGGAGAUCGGACUAGCUACACCAGUUCAAAGAAAAGUUUCAAGGGCUCUUCACUCAGUCUUAAGAGUCUCGAUAGUAAUAUGAACAAGAAAGACAAAAGGAAGAGUAUAAUUGAUGACUCAAUGGAAGAUGGACCAACAAUCCCGUACCACAUCUCCAUCACAACGGGUACAGAGAGGGAUGCUGACACCACCAGCCGUCCUUAUAUCAUCAUCAUGGGGCCUCAUCAGGCUCACACUGCUCGCCUGUGGCUUGAUCUGCCUGAGGGGAAGAAAAAAUUUGCUCAAGGUUCCAUAGAAAAAUUUCAGGUGGACGGAGCAGAUGUUGGAGAGAUAAAGAAAAUUGAGCUAGGUCAUGAUGGAGCCACUCCAGAAAGUUGCUGGCUAGUAGAAGAGCUGACCGUUUCUGUGCCGACCAAAGGAGUCAUGUACGUUUUCCCAUGCAAAUGCUGGCUUGCCAAAGACAGGGGUGAUGGUCUCACGGCUCGGGUUUUCAGUGUUCUUGAUGCCGAUAAUAUAAAUAUUGGCCAUAAGGUACUUUAUGAGGUAACAGUUGUCACUGGUGAUAUUCAAAAUGCUGGAACAGAUGCCAAUAUUUUCAUAACUGUCUUCGGAACCAGUGGAAGUACAGAAGAGAUCCUUCUUCCAAAGAAUGAAGACAGAUUUGAAAGAGGUCAAGAAGAUACCUUUACCAUGGAGAUCGAUGAUAUAGCUCCACUGAAGAAGAUGCGGCUUCGAACAGAAGGGAAAGGAAGCCGUCCAGACUGGUUUUUGGAAAAGAUUAUCAUGCGGAAUCUCAAUGAUCAAGAAGUAUCAAUAUUCACUUAUAAUGAUUGGCUUUCAAAGACACGAGGAUCAAAGAGAACAGUGGUUUGUGAGUUGGCAGCAGUAAUUGAUGAAGAAGAGAUGGUGGAAAAAACAACUUACACGAUCCUGGUUAAAACAAGUGACAUAUCAGGAGCCGGUACUGAUGCCAAUGUUUUUAUCAUUGUGUUUGGAGAGAAUGGAGACACUGGAACGAUUGCAUUAAAGGAAUCCAAUAACACCAAUAAGUUUGAAAGAGACCAGAUGGAUGUUUUCAGAUUCUCAGACAUGCUAAGCCUGGGAGACCUGUCCAAGGUCAGAGUGUGGCAUGACAAUAAAGGUGUUGGGGCAGGUUGGCACUUGGAGUUCAUCGAAGUAAAAGAUGAAACACUGGAUAAAACGUUCCGCUUCCAGUGUGAUCGUUGGUUAGCAAAGGAUGAGGACGAUGGCCAGGUCAUAAGGGAGCUGGCGUGUGCCAACAAUGACAUUUUGGACCUUCACGACCGCACAAGUUAUGAAAUUGUCACACUAACCAGUGACAGAGAGGAUGCAGAAACCAAAGAAAAUGUUAUUAUUGUAUUUGAAGGGAAGAAGUGCAGAUCUAAAGAGUUUGUGCUGGAGAAUUCAUCAAAGAAGAAGAAAUUUUUAAGAGGAGCAACUGACAAAUUUGAAUUUUCUUCCAAAAAUGUUGGCGACAUUGCCACCAUCUGUGUUGGCCACUGCCCAAAGGAGGGUAGAAAAUUUACAUCAAAAAACGAUGCAUACUGGCACGUGCAGGAGAUUAUAAUCACAGAACAGGAGCUUGGAAACAAGUAUGUUUUCCGGUGCAAUGCAAAAGUUCCACUGUCAUCAAAGCGAGAUGACUUCCUCACCUUCGAGUGUACAAAGGCAGUGGAGAGUUUUGCCAGCAAAGCACGCAGUUUGGUGCCAGUCAGGUAUGAAAUUAUUGUGAUCACAGGAGACGUGAAGGGCGCUGGGACGGAUGCCAAUGUCUCUAUCACAAUCCACGGCUCCAAUGGGGACUCCGGCAAGAGGGCAUUGAAACAGAAGUUCAGGAACCUGUUUGAGCGCGGGCAAACCGAUCGCUUCCAGAUUGAGAUGCUGGACCUUGGGGAGCUCAACAAAGUGAAAAUCGAGCAUGACAACAGCAGCUUGAGUCCCGGUUGGUUUCUUGACCGAGUUGAGAUCACCAACACAGCCACCGGAGUGACUACCAUCUUUCUUUGUGGCAAAUGGCUGGAUAAGAACAAAGGUGAUGGCCUAAUAUGGAGAGAGCUGUACCCGAAAUACUAAUUUUGUAUAUGGAGUUUUUAUCACUGAUCAAAUGACUGUAUCGUCAAGAGAUCAUCAACUUAUUGUUGUCAACUUACUUUUUUGGCCACAGACGUCAACCUAAAGAGAUACUAAUGGACUGUAUAGUGGGACACAUUUGAAUGCAAGCACUUUUAAAGAGCUAUUAAAUCCACUUAAAGGAGUAUCAUGUCAUACCAUACCCUUGUCAAAGCCCACUAAAUCCUGAACAGGGUUGUAGGGGACUGGAGCCUACCCCAGCAAGCAAAAGGUGCAUGGCAGAAACGGGGCGCCAGUCCAUUGCAGGGUGAACACACACAUUCACACACGCACAGAGUAGGGCCAAUUUAGCAACGCCAA